This is a messenger RNA of Diplodia corticola, 675 nucleotides long. RefSeq lists its product as uncharacterized. The record is from RefSeq and is a predicted model, not a curated record. The transcript has a single exon. NCBI's taxonomy places the organism in Eukaryota, Fungi, Ascomycota, Dothideomycetes, Botryosphaeriales, Botryosphaeriaceae. The coding region runs from base 1 to 675 and encodes 224 amino acids.
AUGGCCCCUUCGUGUAACGCCGCCCUGUGCCGCAGGGAGGACACCGAUGACGGAGGAGAGAACGCGGCGCGUCUGCGGACAAUCGGCUUCGCCAGCUACGUCAUCGCAUUCCUCGUGGCCGCCGCAGUCAUUACAUACAUCAUCGCGUACAUCCAGCCCCCGCAGACUUGGAAAUGGUACUGCCGGCUUCACGGCCGACGACCGGUGGAGCCGCCGUGCAGCAGUCCGCCACCCCCUAGCCCGACAAACGGACCGACAAACGGAACCCUCGUGGCCGAUGUGGGGGAGGAUGAUGGCCUCAGUGGCCGACGCGCUGGUCGUGCCGGAGAAGGACGGGGAUGGGUGCGCGGCGCCGUUGCGAGACUACUCAUGCGCCGCCAACAGCAGGAGCAGCAGGAGCAGCAGGAGCAGGAGCAGCAGCAGCAGCCUGGUAACGAGCCGAGGAACGGCAGUAUCCCCGGCAACCACAUCAGAUGCACCGAGGUAUAUGUCGUGCGAUACGAACCGGCACUCGAACUCCAACACUCGACUAGCAAGCCUGCGACGGCGACGGCGACGGCGACGAACGAUGCCUGGCCGCUCGAGAACAAUAGAUAUAACACGGUAGAGGCGCUCGACUCUAAGGCAGAGCCCAAGGUCUACGGUGCAGGAAAGCUUCCGUGGGGCAGUAGGUAG